AUGCGCGCGACACUGAUCUCGUCACUCCUUUCGAUAUCGUCCCUGGGUUUAGCCUUGGACGUGUCGGAUACCAAGGAUGCCGACUUAUCCAGUUGGCCUGCCGUUGAAGCUAAUGCGGUCUCUGCUCGCAACAAUGAACUAUGGAACAGACCUGUCAAGCGCCAAUCUGGUUGGAGCCCUCCAUCAAAUUUGGCAACGCCGCUGAAGCAAGUGUGGGAUCACUGUCUGAACACUUACUCGAAUGGUCUGUUUGGAUUCAAGAACUAUGGUUGGGACCAGAUCAUGGCUACUGGAGGAAAAAUCAACCUCUGUGUGAGAUGGGAGUCUAGCACAGCUGUGACAGAGGCACAGCGCGCCCAGAUUGCCACCGUAGCGAGCCAGCAGUAUCAGAAAUGGUUCCAGUGGCUCUAUGGGUACGACAGCUUCCCGUACUCCAACAUACAGGUCAAUGUAGUAGGCUGGGCAGUCCGAGAUAGGUCGCUGCUUCAAGGCUCAACCUCUGGGAUUACCGUUUAUACUGAUACAGAUGGUGGUGGAGCCCCUCAAUGUUCGGAAGCAUGCGGGCGUUUUUUCCAUCAGGAUGGAAACUAUAACUCAUGCCCUGGGGGGGCUGCAAACCAUUAUGACCAAUCUCUUUGGCUGACAGACGGGUUCGGUGGUGGCGCUGGUGGUGAUUGGGGACAGAGGAUCGGCAGAGAAUACUUCAUGGGCGCUCUCACCUCGUCUAAUAUUCAUAUUCUGCUUCACGAGAUGGGACACACUUUCGGUUUAGAUGAUUUCUACGAUUGGACUCCAACUGGGGUCAGCAGCUUCAUCAUGCUUGCCGGCUCUGCAACGCAAAUCACCGACUUUGAUGGCUGGAUGCUUCGAAACUGGUGGUAUGAACUCUCACGCAACCGAGGAUGGCGGUCUGGAUCCACGCCAACCUCGACCUCGACCUCCUCGGCUGCCAACCCAACUUCUACCAGCGGUGGUACUGCUCCAGCAUUCGGUCAGUGUGGCGGUCAGGGAUGGACAGGUCCUACGGCCUGCGUCUCGGGUUACAAGUGCCAGUAUUCCAACGAAUGGUACUCUCAGUGUGUCCCUGCCUAG
Molecule: messenger RNA, 1092 nt
Organism: Clonostachys solani
Lineage: Eukaryota; Fungi; Ascomycota; Sordariomycetes; Hypocreales; Bionectriaceae
Source: the annotation of a GenBank genome assembly